Chaetomium strumarium is the source of this 2495-nucleotide messenger RNA. RefSeq lists its product as uncharacterized. The transcript has 2 exons. NCBI's taxonomy places the organism in Eukaryota, Fungi, Ascomycota, Sordariomycetes, Sordariales, Chaetomiaceae. The record is from RefSeq and is a predicted model, not a curated record. The coding region runs from base 231 to 2495 and encodes 754 amino acids.
UCCUCUGCAUUUCUUCUGUUGCUGUGGCAGGCUGAGUGGAUUUGUUGACUUUCCCGCUUGGCCCCUUGACAUUAGCCCGCGACUCCCCCAAGCGCACACCAUCAUGGCCCCUUGAAGCAACAAACACCAGCACACGUACACACAUAUUUUUGCCAUUGCAACAGAGCUCGACGACAACACAAGCGCGGCCGCCGCAUCCUACCAUCACAACGACUUGUACGCCAGCAACAAUGGCCGGCGUCCAGGGCACAGCUCUUACAGCUCCGCGUGGGAUACCCCGCUCGGCGAACAAAGAAAAGGACAGCUUUUGCUGGCAGGACAUGGCGAGCGAGGCGGGGGCGGCCGACUUCUUUGAUCAGUAUGUGCAGCUGGGCGACCACUCGGACGGCGAGUCUGCAGCGGGAAUGGCGGACGGCGGCCUCGGCCAGUUCUGCGGUGCCUCUGAUCCGACCACCUCGCCACACAUGUCAUUCGACGAGUUCCUGUCCGCCGGCGGAGCCCAGAGUCAGACAAUGGGAGCUGUGCAGGAACAUACUACCUCUACGAAACCCGGAGCGAUGGCCAUCAACGCCGCCAGCUCGACGACGACACCGGGAGGUCCUGACCCGCGACAGCAUCAGCAUCCGCAUGGUCAUCAGCUGCAUUCUCAAUACCGAGGCGCACUAAACAUGAAGAACUUUACCAAGCCCGAGAUCGAGGUCGACGAGGUACCCUAUGGCGGCGUUACAGAAGCGCCGGGGGGAGGCUCCAUUUCGGAUUCGGAAUUGCUGAAGCUCGAGGGCUUGACGAUGCGCUCGCCGCGCAUCCAGAUCCCGCAGCUGUCGGCGUCGGAGCCCGCCUCUCCUCCGUCACAGUCCACCAGCCCCAGCAAGGCCAGCCGGCUGGGCGCCUUCUACGACAAGAUCCGCAGCAAGGCGGCCACGCUGCACGCGAAGACGAAGCAGCGGUCGGAGAUCAAACCGGAUGCGGAGGCGUCGUCGCUCGCGGCUCCCAUCAUGUCGACGGCCCCUGGCCGGCCACGGCCCCAGAGCUUGCAGUUCUCCAAGGCUCAGCUGCCGUCUCCGCCCCUUACCAGUGGCAUGCCCAAUCCGGCGCAGCGACCGUUUGCCGGCAGCAGUGCUAGCGACGCGAGCUUCGUCAACGCCUUCCUGGACGACCCCUUCGUGGCAAUCGGGCAGCUCAGCGGCCAGUUCGUGGCUCCGCUGCAGCUGAACGGCAGUAUCAUGCCCCAUACGCCGCUGCGGACCCCCCUCCUGGAUGGCUGGCAGCUGCCGACCGGCGCUUGCUUCCCCGGCGUCAACGGGGAUGCGGCCAACAUGUGGUGGCACCCGUCGGCCCCGGACGUGAUGGACACCGACUUGGGGCCCCUAUCCUACAACAACAACAACAACAACAACAACAACAACAACAACAACAACACCGCCAGUGCCCGCAGCGCGUCGCUCCAUCUCGCCGCCGUCCAGCUGCAACAGCAGCACCAGCAGCAGAGCUUCGAGUAUCCCGCGCCUCCCGACACCGAAGACGGCUUGAACUUUGCCACCAGCGGCCUGAUGCUCCACAUGCCGCAGCCCGGGGGCAUCUCCGCGGCCGUGUUGCACCACAGCGACAACACCACCACUAACAACCACCGCCCGACGCGCGCCGACCACCACCAGCGCCAUCGCCGUCCCAAACCGCGGGCUCCGUCGUCGGGCGCGCGGCACCACCAAUACGCACCGGGCGUCUCCCCGCGCAAGGCACGCAGCGGCAGCACAAGCCGCAUCGGGUCUGCCUCGCCGAGCCCCAAGAUUGCCGGGGGUUCUUCUUCUACUCUUCUUCCCGCAUCUUCUAUUUCCGCAUUAUCCACUGGCGGGGGCGGCGGCGGCGGCGGUCGCUUGCUGCACCGGCGCAGCGCCUCCAUGCAGACGCUGCACAGCCAGCCCAUGCCGCCGUCGUCGUCGUCGUUGUUGCCCGUCGCGGACGGGGGCGCGGCAAUCCGCAAGCGCCGCUCGUGGACCGGCCGGCGUACAUCGUCGUCUUCGUCGUCGCUGCAUCAUCAGUAUCACUCACUCGCCGUUGCGGCCGCAGCAGCAGCAGGUGGUGGCGGUGUGGUAAAUUCCGCGUCGAACUCCCCUUCCUGUCGCCGCACUACUACUACCACUACCACCACUACUGGUAGUAGUAGUAGAGAUGGUAACAAGGAAGGGAAACGCUCUUCCUCCUCCUCCCGCCGCACCUCCUCCUCAAACCUCGACCUCAACCCCUACGAAAAGGACAAAGAAAAAGAAAGCGACGACGGCUUCGUGAACUACACGCCGCAGGACCGCGCCCUGCUGAUGACGGGCGUGGCGCCGUCGGGUUCGUCCAAGACCAAAGCGAGGCGCGAGCGCGAGGCGGCCGAGAGACAGCGCGAGUUCCGCGCGCGCCUGGCCAAGAUGGUCGAGGCGGCCGGCGGGGAUGUGAGGAAGCUCGAGCUGGUCGGAUUGCAGCUUGACGGCAAAAUGGGGGGUUGGUGA